This is a messenger RNA of Sinocyclocheilus rhinocerous, 1444 nucleotides long. It is a transcript of the gene ldlrad3, whose product is annotated as low density lipoprotein receptor class A domain containing 3. The transcript has 6 exons. NCBI's taxonomy places the organism in Eukaryota, Metazoa, Chordata, Actinopteri, Cypriniformes, Cyprinidae. Gene Ontology annotation, molecular function: protein binding. The coding region runs from base 129 to 1151 and encodes 340 amino acids. Gene Ontology annotation, cellular component: plasma membrane. The record is from RefSeq and is a predicted model, not a curated record.
UAGCACAGCAUUACGGACAGUCCGUGGAGGAAGACUACGCUGAAUACGCUGAAGGCUUUGGACACAGAAGCGUGAGAUCUGAACGAGCUGUUGCCCCGCAGCGGGCAGAUCUGAUCAAUCGGGGCAAGAUGUGGGUUUGGUACUUUCUGCUCGGUUCGGGAACGCGCACGGGCUCGGUCGAUUGUCAGCUUCUACCUGGAAAUAACUUUACAACAGAGUGCAACAUUCCAGGAAAUUUUAUGUGCAGCGAUGGUGAAUGUAUUCCUGGAGGUUGGCAGUGUAACGGCUUUCCAGACUGCUUCGACAAGAGUGACGAGAAGGGAUGCCUGAAGGUGAAGGCAAAAUGUGCACCCACAUUCUUUGCUUGUGCAAACGGGGUCCACUGCAUUAUUGGCCGCUUCCAGUGUAAUGGUUUCAGAGACUGCCCGGAUGGCAGCGAUGAAGACAACUGCACUUCUAAUCCUCUGGUGUGUUCAUCUGCACGGUUCCACUGUGACAAUGGACGGUGUGUAGAUCGCAGUUUUCUAUGCAAUGGACAGGAUAACUGUCAAGAUAACAGUGAUGAAGAAAACUGCCUUACAACAGCAGAAUCCCCUGGACAGGACUUUGUGACACUGGACUAUCGACUACGCUAUUACCCAAGUAUCACAUAUGCAGUUAUUGGCAGUGCCAUCAUCUUUGUCCUGGUAGUGGCAUUGCUGGCCCUUGUCCUGCACCAUCAGAGAAAGCGAAGUGUCUUGCUGUCACAGGGGGUCUACAGAGGUUCCUGCCACCAACCACUCCUGCUCUCCCGGCUUGUCAUACUGGACAGAGGACAUGCCCAUCCUGGAAGCCAUGACCUUUCACCACAGUGUUCAUCCUCAACAGAGGCAUUCAGCUCAGUCCAUAGUCUCCAGUUGCUCUCUCUUUCACAAUAUCCAAGAACUGCGAUAGACUUGCCACCAUCAUACUCACAGGCUGUACUGGAUGCUGGCCGACCCGCAUGGUUUGAUCUCCCACCUCCUCCUUACCCUCCAGAGACUACUACAGUUCAGUCUGAGAGAGAACCACCUGUAUAUGAGGACCCAGCUGAAAUUACAGAAUCAGCCAGAGCUGUAUUAUCUCAAAUCAGGACCAACAACACCAACACUGACACCAGUUGUGCAGAGUAAAGAGUCUUGGCAGCCACCACUGUGAAUUCAGAAGAUUUGGACUGUAUGUACAUUGAUGAAGUAGAUGUUUGCAGAUUCACCAAGUAUGUGUAGGAGCAUGUUAGUGCCAUCAUCGGGUGGCCAAAUAACUGUAUUACUUUUAUCAUAAUCAAUGCCAUUAGCAGCCAAAAAAGCACUAUACAGAUGGUGCUAAUCCAGAAUUAGCUUUUUACUAUUGUUGCAAAUGUACAAUUGAUACUAUUGACUGCAGUAAUGCUAUGAGCAUAGACUUUACCUACACAGUAAAAUCCUGA